Molecule: messenger RNA, 711 nt
Organism: Ixodes scapularis (black-legged tick)
Lineage: Eukaryota; Metazoa; Arthropoda; Arachnida; Ixodida; Ixodidae
Product: glycine-rich cell wall structural protein 2-like
Exons: 1
Coding region: 1-711 (236 amino acids)
Source: RefSeq, a predicted model, not a curated record
AUGCUGCUGCUGUUCGCGGUCAGAUGUGCCACUGCCUACGAUCUCGCGAACCUUCCGAACAGAGGCAUCAACCGCUACGCCAUGGACACCCUGGAGGGAUCAAACAGCGGUCCCACCCCCAGAUACGUCUACAUGAGACAGCAGGGCCUGGGACUGCCCUUCAGCCAGAGUCUGGAGAAUGGAUAUGGGCAUAGCCUAACUCAGAGUUUAAGCGGUUUUGGCGGAGGCUCUGGAGGCCACAUUGGUGGUAGCAUUGAUGGCGGCCUUGGCGGCCGUGUACACGGCAGAGCUGGUAGCAGACACAUUGGCCAGGGUGUACCCUUCGGCCUCAACCACGGCGUUGGUCAAGGCCUAGGCUACAGUCUGGGUCGAGGAACGGGUCACGCUCUCGGGCACGGCAUCGGCCACGGGUUCGGACAUGGGUUAGGGCACGGUUUCGGACACGGCCUGGGCUUGGGGCAAGAAAUGAAGCAUGGUUUAAGCUCCGGUUUUGAUCCAGGGCGCGGAAUUUUCGGCGGGGGGCUGCACGACGAAUUCUCUUAUGGGGAGAGUAAAGUUAUUCAGGGUCCAACGUACCUAGUGCACACCUACGGAGGAGAGCACGAGCGAUACGGGAGCAGGUCCAAGAGUUACGCGGGCAAGAGCCACCGAGGCGGGCAUCGAAACCGGAAGGUGAUCGUCCUGAAAGAACGAGAUCGCCAUGGUCACUGA